Diaporthe batatas is the source of this 579-nucleotide messenger RNA. RefSeq lists its product as uncharacterized. The transcript has 3 exons. The record is from RefSeq and is a predicted model, not a curated record. NCBI's taxonomy places the organism in Eukaryota, Fungi, Ascomycota, Sordariomycetes, Diaporthales, Diaporthaceae. The coding region runs from base 1 to 579 and encodes 192 amino acids.
AUGUCCUUCUCAGCGGAGAGGUUGCAUAUGGUCGUCGUACUGGUCCCGGCUGAAAUUAAUGGCCACGAUGUUGGUUUGCUCCAUAAUUUCGAUAGGGUCAAACUGCCCUAUACUGACAUCCUUCGGCCUGCGGCUUCUGGACCCGGUCCCAGCAUCCCAAAAUAUCAAAGUGGGCUCAUAAGCUCGAUGGAACGCAUGAAACUCGACUCAGGAAGCGGUGGGGGAAAGGCGCCUCAGCUGGCGAAGCCUGCUCCCAAGCUGGAUCCGAAAGAGGUGGAGGACCGCAAGAAGCACAAUGACAUUAUCAAAAAGAGUUCGGCUAUGAAGCGGAUAGGGCCGGGGGUGUCUCUGGCGUUCCCGAGGAUCAAAUCUCGAGAUGGCAAGAAGGAACUCGUCUACGACCCGAAGACCAAGCGCAGCGUCAUGAAGGUUGUUGUGAAAACAGCUGAGGCCACGAAGCCACAGCCCACAAGCGGCUUGCCAGUCAAGGGCGUUGCUUCGGGCUAUGCUUGUACCAAAAGUACCCAGAAGUUUGCAAAGGCAUCGGAGCUGGAAACUCACAAGAAGACUCAUAAGUAG